Anopheles coluzzii is the source of this 1473-nucleotide messenger RNA. RefSeq lists its product as uncharacterized. Lineage: Eukaryota; Metazoa; Arthropoda; Insecta; Diptera; Culicidae. The record is from RefSeq and is a predicted model, not a curated record. The transcript is spliced from 3 exons. Bases 156 to 1199 code for a protein of 347 amino acids.
UGCCUGGACACGGAGAAGGGACGAAGGGUAAAACGAAAUUCAUCAGCCGGGAGAGAGAGAGAGAGAGAGAGAGAGAGACAGGAGGAACAUAGUGUGCUCCAGCGGGACCUAACACAUACACACAUACACGUAAACGGGCCAGGUAAACAUCACUGAUGGUACUGCGCGUCCUGUUCGGGAUGCUGUGUCUGGGCGCGCAGGCCUUCCUGAGCCUGCACGGUGCGUCCGGCGGCACGGAAGAAUCCAGCCCGCUCACCACCCAGCACGUGGGCGAAAACUGCGAGCACCACACGACGACGACGAGCCAGUUCGAGGAGUACUUCGACAUCGACCGGAUCGGCAACAACCGCACCGAGUCGAACGUCGUCGACCUGACGCUGUUCGUGCAGGUGCGCAACAUGCAGGAGGAGCUGGCGAUCCUGCUCUCCGCCGCGAACCGGUCCCGCCAGCACCCGGACUACGGCCGCACGUACGAGGUGCGCGUCAGCAACGUGUACACCGUCAUCUACAAGGAGACGCUGCGCAUGUCCGCACACCACAGCCACAACUUUAACUUCUUCCCGGGCGAGCAGUUCCGGCUGCGCAUCCAGAUAACGCGCGCCGGCCACAUCACCGUCUCCAUACCGGGCCUGUCCAAGUCGCUCAUCCUGACCGUGCACGACGAGCGGCCCCCGAUCGAGGUGGAGUACAUUAGCUUCGGGUCGCGCAUGAACGCGUACCCGGUGACGUUCUACUUCAACUGUGUGGAUGCGGCGCAGGCCGCCGCCCGGAAGCAGGCCCUUGCCGAGCAGGAGAGCGCCCGGGAGCGGGCGGACGCGGACGAUCCGGUCGGCGGGUCGUCGCACCAGCUGGACGAAGGCGAGGAGGACCCCAGGGGCCAGCUGGCCCCCGAUCAGCACACCACGGACAGGGACGACGACUCGGCGGGUGGCAAUGGAGAGAUGGGAGAGCGUGAACAGAACGGGGACGUUGGGGAGUCACCGGCGGCCGCCAAGUGUCCGGUCUGUCCCAAGCCGGAAAAGUGCGAGGUGGUGGUGAAGGCGUGCUCGGACACGUCCAAAGAUCUGCUGAUGCAGGCGUCCGGGCCGGACGGCGAGAAGCAAAAGUACUUCUUCUACUUCAACGUUUACCUGAGCAGCAAGGGCGAGAAGGGAGGGAAGGAGCGACCGGUGGCCGACGCCACCAACCAGAUUGCCUAAGGGAAGGGGCCCAAGAGGCCUCCUUUGUACCGAUCCUGUCACAUAUCUUAGGGCACUUUGCGGACACGUGCGGGAUAUCCGCAAGGCUCCAGCGUCCCAAGCGCUCCAAGUUCGGCAUAUCAGCCCCAGCUCGGCCGCAAGUUUUUAAGCUAUUUAGCAACUAGUUUCCUUGUUUCUUCCCCACCCCCUACAUCCCCCUCCAACCAAGUUGUGGGAUGUUGGGAAGUGCGGGCAAAUGAGGACAUUAUAGCUCCAAUAAACCUAUCCAGCAUUU